Messenger RNA from Glarea lozoyensis ATCC 20868, 978 nucleotides. RefSeq lists its product as uncharacterized. The transcript is spliced from 2 exons. Bases 1 to 978 code for a protein of 325 amino acids. The record is from RefSeq and is a predicted model, not a curated record. NCBI's taxonomy places the organism in Eukaryota, Fungi, Ascomycota, Leotiomycetes, Helotiales, Helotiaceae.
AUGGACUUCGACACGAACCAGUGGUAUCAAAUAACAAGGAAUAAGAAGGAAGACCAAUCCUUCGUUGGCACCAUAUUAUACGCGGAAGACCAUACCGAAGGCUCAACAUUCUUCCAGAUCACAAACCUCACCAUUCCCGAACAAUUAUGGCAGAUCUACCCUUUCGACAGCACUCACUAUGUGCUUCGUUCCAAAGGCUCUGGUCCAAACAGUUUCCUUCACUCACGCUACGCAGGAGAUCUGAAAAGACUCCCCGGGAACACGUUUCCGGAUAUGAAAGACGCGUCGCUGCAGGAUGAUAGCAUGUUAUGGCAGAUCUCGCCGUGGAAUGAUGGCACGUUCUACAUGACUAAUAAGGAGAAUGGCACGGAUUGGCAUAUGCAGGUUAUGCCGGAUAGUCAGAUGGCGAUGUCGUCGAAUGUUACGGCGCCGCAGCCCGGUCAGAGGUUUAGUUUUAUGGAGGUGAAGGAGAUUGAUGAUGUUAAUUUUUCGGUUAUGAGGCUUACUGGUGCGAUGACGAGUUCAACUUCUUCGAGCUCAAUAUCGACAAUGACGGCUGUAUCUGCAUCUACGACAGGAAUUGCACGAGCUGACCCGACCACAACCCCCCAAAGUACAUCCUCUUCAGCUGCCUUACCGCCAUCCACCCCAUCAAGCACUCUCUCCACCGGCGCCAAAGCAGGAAUCGGAGUAGGUAUCGCUGGAGUAGCAGUAAUAGCACUCUUGGGCCUCAUGUUUUUCUUUCUUCGAAGACGGAAAGCGAGGGCCUCGGUAGACUUAGAUGCACCGCCCAUGUAUUCCAGUACGAACCCAGUAGAGAAGUCAGUGAGAAUUGGGAGUAAUGGUGUAAUUAUGGAGGGGUAUAAGGAAGAGCCGUCGAAGAGACCGGCGGAGUUGAGUGCUUUUGUCUUGCCUGCGGAGAUGUCGAAUGAGGGGAGACCGGUUGAGUUGCCUGCGAAUGUGAGUCGUGAGUCAUGA